GACGGCCUCACUGGCUCUGCUUGGGGAGACUGGGCAAAUUACACAGACUCGCCUCUUCGUGCUUUCGAGGAAGAGCUUGGAGUCCAGGCGCCUGUCGGCUUUUGGGACCCAGUUGGCUACACCCGCGAUGGCAGCGUGGAAACCUUUAAGCGACGCCGCGAGACGGAGAUCAAGCACGGGCGAGUGGCAAUGUACGCUGCCUCAGCACUAGUUGCCUCAACCUUGCCUGCAGCUCGCUCCUUUAGCAUGAGUGAGCCUCUUGAAACUUUGUGGACCGCAGGUUCAGACAAGGACCACAUCAGACCUGCCGAGACGGCAAAAGCAGAUGGCCGCAUUCGCUGCCAUUGGGACGGCGACCCAGCUACGUACCCGGACUUCAUGCGACGGGUGAGGUUAUCGUUUGAGCGCACACCGCGCAAAAAACGCCACCUCCUUGGUCCAGAGGUCGUGGCCUCCUUGAGCGGCCGUGCCUGGAUCAUUACUCAGGAUCUGGAUCAUCGGUUGUUGGUGCGGAGGCACCAUUACCGGCAGCUUCAAGUUGCCCUUGGCAGGGUGCGGAAGGACCAAGAGAAGAAGGAGGACACUCCUACGAACUCUCCGGCGACAUCUCGUCCGGCCCGAUCCUCGCCUCCUUCUACGAGCUCUCCAAGGCGUGCGAGCAGAGAGACUCAGGAGGAACCUCAGGGCGAAGAUGACGCUGAUGAAGGUGAGACAGUAGGGCCUCCUGAGGAUGAUCGUGAAGAACUCUUGGCGGAUGGAGACAGGGAGAAUGCUUCUCCCUCCUGGCGGCGACCUCGCCGCAAAGGGCGUGACACAGAGUCAGACUCAGACGACUCUACCCGUGCCCUUGCCGACAUGGCCCUUUGGGAGCGCUACGACGAGACCUUACCGGACGUCCUGCCCAGUGAGCUAUUGGGAUGGCUGUUGUUACGCCGAGCGGGUAUCAGCCAUCAAGCUUCGCUGGCUGUGCAGUCUGCUGCUUCCGGUUCCCUUCGUUUGGACGACAUCGAGAAAGCCCUCCGUGCAAUGGAGGAUGAGAUCCUGCAGCAGGAGCUUCGUCCUCGAGGUGGACUGGGCGCCAGCGGCAAGGGGCAUGGACGGCAUCGCACUUAUUGGGUAGAAGAAGGAGGUGAAUGGUCUAUGUGGCUAGGGGAGAACAACGACCUGGACGAGCUCUUCGAUGGAGGUGAGAUUCACUAUGUGGGCAAGAAACUACCCCCUCAGGUCCAUCCCGAACCUUACGUUGCCCCUGAUUACACCGAGGAGUGGAACUACUAUGGCAGCGGAUGGGAGUUCCAUCCUGAAGACUGGUCUGGAUGGGACUACGACUCCACUUCAUGGUGGUAUGAUGAGUUAUCCGCCGAGCAGCAGCAGGAGUUGGAAGAGGCCUAUGCGGCUGUGGAUCAGAAGGCUCGGAGCUUUGUGGAGGCUCGCCAGGCGGUGAAGGCCAGGAACCUUUCCCGCGGCUUCUACCCGUUUGCCCCGUCGUCGAAAGGUGGUGCCUUUAAGGGAAAGAAGGGCAAAGGAAAGGGCAAGCCGAAGGGCAAGGGCUAUGGAGCCGCAUCUUCAUCUUCGGCUCCACCUGUGCUGGCUGUGUCAGGCUCGUCUGGCUUGAAUGACGACGGGAGCGGCUUCUUGGGCGCAGCCGUGGGCGAUCCAGCCUACACCGGGUGCUUCAUCUGUGGCAGCAAGGCCCAUGACUUUCGCCAUUGCCCCAAGCGCCAGAACAAGGGUGGUGGCAAAGGGUCCGUGCACUUCGCCUCGGAGGUUGGAACUAUUUUCUUCAACGAGGACCUCCAGAGCUCAACGACUUCCCCUUUGCCAUGGCCAUCCUCUCCAAUCUAUGCCAUUCAGGAGGACGGGGCCGAGGGCGAGAUCUUUUCCCAGGACCCCUCUGAGGACUUGUCGGGCUACGCUGUGCUCGACUCGGGGGCUACCGAGACGGUGGCCUCGUUGCCUGCUUUGGAGGCUCUGAUGAAAGUUCGUCAGGGUUCUGGUGGCACAGUUUCCUCAGAUGGGUUUCAGGUUCUGGACCAGCCCCCGAAGAAAUUCAAGUUUGGGAAUGGAGAGUUUGCUGUGUCAUCAUCGUUCUUGUUGCUUCCUCAGCAGAUAGGCGAACAUCACGUGGAUCUUGGAGUCUACACGUUGGAUGUGGUUGGCGUUCCGGUGCUUAUAGGCAUUAAGACUAUGAUGCGUCUCCAUGCGGUUGUGGACUUUGCUCAUUGCCGUGCUGUGUUUGCUGCGGUCGAUGCAGGACUGGUUGUUCCCCUGAGGCCAUCGUUUGGACGCAAGGACCGUCCAACCUGGACUGCCUCUCGUCAUGAUUUGACGCGGCUAGGAUCGGAGACUGCGGUAGGUUCUCAAGAUGCCUGUGUAUGCCAGCCUGAUCCUCCUGUAGAAGACCCACCUUGUGAGCUGGGCUCGUCAGCCUUCAUGGCCAAGUCCUCUGCGGCGGGCAAAUCCAAGACGUCCAAGAAGGCCGCCGAUCCCCUCGACGAGGAACGUACCGAGGGACCCGACUUGAGGGACCCGCGGGUGAAAGGUGGACCUUGCUUCGGGAACCACAAGGUGGCCAAGGCCUACAAGGGGAGCGUGUCCGGCAGCAACCAGUACGCGAGCUGGACCGGAUGCGAAGUCUGCAAGAUCAGACUCACGUAUACCCCGCGGAUGGGAUGCCACGGCAUCCAUCGAAAGAGUGCUCCCCUGGCGAAGGAUGUGACCAGCGUCCUUCAAGAUCUUCCUCCCGAGACAGAGGCCUACCCGAGCAACAAGGAGAUCUCGCUGACCGCCGCGGAGAACUCAGCGCUGGCCCGACUGGAACACCUUCGGCGACUUCGCAAGGAUGGAAGCAUCAAGAAUGCCGGGCCUCAUGCUACGCUGGUGGAGCCGGCGAACACCGAGGACCAGGCGAAGACCAAAGACCAAUCCAGCAAGAACACCGGGGACCACGCGAAGACCAGAGACCAAUCCAGCAAGAACACCGGGGACCACGUGAAUUUGCCAGUAGACCAGCAGUCGACAGCGUCCAGUCCCAUGUCACCGGGCACGAUUGUGGUGGAUCCAGAAGAACUACCCAGGCACCCUGGUCGGAAGGACCAGGGUGACGAGCGUGCCAACUUUGUGUCCCUGCUGAACACUUCGGAGGUCGAGGCCUUCGCCGACUACCUGACUGCCCAGAAGGCCUUCGAUUACCAGUCGAUGGAGGAGCUCCUUGGGAUGAUGAAGCCGAGGACCUUCACCCCCGGCAGGGCGGCGUCCAUUCAAGGACGAAAGGCUGGAUUUUCCAUGGUGUUCGGACUCUACGCGCACGGCUCAUACUAUGGUACCACUCGAGCUUCACGGAUGUAUCCCUCAACGUGCCGUUACUUCAACUCCUGCCUCAGGAACAUCCAGUCCGAGACGGUGACCCAAUGGACAUCGGUGAGCGUGCUUGUGAAUAUGAAGGGCUCGAUGCACUUGGAUGCCCACAACGACUCGUCGUCCUACAAUUUGGCCGUGGGACUGGGCCCUUACCAGGGAGGAGAGCUUUGGGUGGAACUCCGUGAUGGCGAUCCUUCCAAACCAGAUCUUUCGCUCUCCUGGCGAGAACUUCCUGGCGGCCGACGCGCUCCUGGACAAGUGCAUCCUACGCGGUGGUGCCCAACGACCUUCUCUCCGAAGCGCUACCACAAGACCCUUCCAUGGACCGGCACGAGAUUCUCGGUGAUUGCCUAUACCGCUCGCAGUUGGCCAGAAGCUCAGAAAGACUCUGAGGUACUUCAUCUACUACGACAACUUCAAUUUCCUCUCCCGAGACCUACCCGAAGUUGUGGAAGGGGCGAGGACCUUGUGAACUACGAAGAUGAGGUCAAUGGUGAUGAAGACUUCGAGGAUAUCCUCGAGGAGGAGCCGCUCACCCUGGAGGACCGCUCCGACAUCCUGGCCACCUACCAAGAGUUCGAGGGUGCUCUGAUGGACAUUUUCCUUGAGUAUCCCAAUGAGAAGACUACUAAGGUGGUUAAUUUGUGCACUCCGUGGCUGGAUCCUUUGGCCAUGGACCAAGUGCUCCAGGAGAAGGACUGGAACUAUCAAGGACUUUCCCACCACGAGGGAUGUGACUUGUCUACUCAUUCGGGUUACCAAGCAGCCCGAGAGCAGAUCAGCCACCUGCAGCCUGAGUGGUUGUGGUGCCAUAUCCCUCGCGGUCCUCUACAACUGUUUGCUACCGAGCAAGGAUGGGAUGAUCCUCGACGGGCUGUUAAGGCCAAGCGGUACCUGAAAACUUUGAGGCACGCUCUUCUACUUUCUCGAGAUCAUGUGAUGAAGGGCGGGAAGCUGGCUUGGCUGAUCCCCGCUGACAGCCUGGCUCCAUCAGUCCGGGAGCAACGAUUUUGGAGCUGUUAUGGUCGAGGCUCCUCCCUCCAUGUGAACUCGAAAAGUCAAGUGUUAUCCAACGUUGUGGAGGUGGCUGACCUCCGACCUGGGGACUCCCCAAGCAAGUUCUGGACUUCAAUGACUACAAUCUCCGAUGUGGUGACGGCUUGGCUGUUGGACUCAACGGAGGACACCGUUUUUCCCGUGGACACCAGCUGCCUCAACACCCUCACCUCCUCCGAGCUGGAGCGACUGAUGCAACAUGUUCGUCAACUACAUCGGCGCUUUGGACACCCGUCCAACCGCCUCUUGGUCAAGAACCUCCUUCACCGCAAUGCUGACGAGAAGGUGGUGGCAGCGGCGUCCCAGCUGGAGUGUGAUGAAUGUUUGGAGUCCCAGAUUAAGAUGCCUUCGCCAGCCGUGAACUUGGAUAAGUGUGAAAAGCUUUGGUCGUGUUUGCAAGUGGAUGGGUUCCAUUUGCGUUGUGGAGCCACCAUCUACCAUUUCCUCCUCAUGGUGGACGAGGCCAGCGGCUUUGCGGUUGUGAGGGAGAUGUUCUCUCACCCUGAGGAGGACCACCAAAAUAUGUCCGGCCCGGACGUUGUUCAGGUUCUGCAGGAGGCCUGGUUUCAGUACUUUGGCUACCCCGACACUGUGAAGUUGGACCUGGAAGGUGCCCUCCGUAGCCGUGCCCUUCAUGAGGCCUGUGUGGACAAGGGAAUCGACCUGGUGCCUGCCCCGGCGGAGUACCACGAGAUGAUUGCUGAUGUGGAGAGGGAAAUCGGCUACGUGCGACAGCACCUUGAGCGUUUCCUACGUGGAGGAGCUUUUGAGAGGCCUGGACAGGCAGCUUUGGCUGCUGUGACGGCCCAUAACAGCCUGGCCCGGGUUCACGGGUUUUCUCCUCUGCAAUGGGCUCUGGGCCGAGACAUGUCUUUGGGACACCGAGCUUCUGAAGCCCAAGGCGACCAGAUUUCGGCAACUCGGACGACGAAUUUCAAUAACCAAGGCAAUCUUCGCUUGGAGGCUGAGCAAGCCUUCCUGAAGCAUCGGGCUGACCAGCUUGCCUCCCGUGCCAAGAAUGCUAAGGUCCGAGUGCAGGUGCGGUACUUUCCAGGAGAUAUGGUAUUUUACCGUCGUCACAAAACACCGGCUGACCUGCCGGCGAACUCUUGGGUGGAUCGACCUCGCCUUCGUGGAGCCCGUUGGUAUGGACCGGCGCGGGUCCUUGCUUGUGAGACCAAAACUGAGGAAGGAUAUCGGAAGCCUUCCCAGUACGUUUGGGCCAUUUGCAGUGGAAGGUUGAAGAAGUUCCAUGCUACCCAGCUUCGGCAUGCAUCCCCGAGUGAGCGCCUGACUCACGAGGCGCUGAGGGACAUCACUAUGCCCUGGACUAUGACAUCAUUGACUCGGCUUCUUGAUAAAGGGUCUUAUGAUGAUGAGACCAGAACCCGAGCAGCAAGGAACGUGAUGCUGGGUCGCAAGAAGAGAGGACUUCGGCGGGUUCCAGGUGGUGCUUCCCCUCCUGUACGGCUUCCUGACGACCCACCUGCUCUUCCACCUGAAGAGCAUUCGAUCCCCCCAGGAUCUGAUGAGGAAAUGAUUCCCGACGACGAGAUGAGGAAAGCCCCUCGCCUACGUGAGCCUGAAACGGCGGCCAGUUCCUCUCCACCUGAGGUUGAUGUCGACCGCCUCCUUCACGAUCCUCAAUACAUGCCCUCGUCUCGAAGCUCUGGAUUUCAAGAGCAGCGACGACUACAUGAGCAAGAAGAUCGCCCGUGGCAUGUGCAACAUGGCCAUCUCCUGUACUCUGAUGAGGAGGUUGGGUCAGGCAUCUAUGCUGUUACCUUGGACACGCCGGCGAACGACAAGGAGUGGCGCAAGGUGCUGAAAGACCCUCGAAAAUUCCUGGCGAAGUCGGUUCAAAAGGGGGUGGAAGUCAGCUGGAAUCGCCUUAACGAUGCCCAACGUGUGGCGAUGUCUGAGGCCAAGAAGGCUGAGGUCGACUCCUGGCUGGCAAACCGAGUGGUGAAGGCGGCGCUUCCUCACAUUACGAUGGAGCAAUCUCUUCGCAUGAGGUGGAUCUACACCUUCAAGGCGGCCGAGCCCGGGAAG
Molecule: messenger RNA, 6468 nt
Organism: Symbiodinium necroappetens
Lineage: Eukaryota; Dinophyceae; Suessiales; Symbiodiniaceae
Source: the annotation of a GenBank genome assembly